Messenger RNA from Poecilia reticulata (guppy), 5443 nucleotides. It is a transcript of the gene kcnj4, whose product is annotated as potassium inwardly rectifying channel subfamily J member 4. Gene Ontology annotation, biological process: regulation of monoatomic ion transmembrane transport; potassium ion import across plasma membrane. The record is from RefSeq and is a predicted model, not a curated record. Gene Ontology annotation, cellular component: plasma membrane. Gene Ontology annotation, molecular function: inward rectifier potassium channel activity. NCBI's taxonomy places the organism in Eukaryota, Metazoa, Chordata, Actinopteri, Cyprinodontiformes, Poeciliidae.
GUCUGGGGACACAGCGCGGUCUGUCGUCCCACCGCGGCCCAUUCACAGCAAUGACAGGUGCCAUGGGAAGUAGGUCUAACAGGUACAGCAUUGUGUCAGACAUCAUACCGGAGGAGGAGCUGCAGAAGAUUUCCAGCCUUGCACUCUACAACGGUCACAGUUCUGCCAACGUGAAGGAGCAGAGUGACGCGGAAAGAGAGGACGGCAGAAGGAGGCCCGGAGCCUCCACCGUGGUGCCCGGCUCCAGUGGAAAAAGAGGCAUGAGCAACUACAACGGGAAGGUCCUGACAAGGGGCUCCAGCCAAGUCCGGAGCCGUUUUGUGAAGAAGAAUGGCCAAUGCAACGUGGUGUUCACAAACAUGGAAGACAAGAGUCAGCGCUACCUCGCCGACAUCUUCACCACUUGCGUGGACAUCCACUGGAGAUACCUACUGCUUAUAUUCUGCACCAGCUUCCUGAUCUCAUGGCUGAUCUUUGGUGUAAUCUUUUACAGUGUCGCUUUUGCACACGGGGACUUUGAUGAGCCCAAUAAUCAGAAAUCUAAUGUGCUGGUGGCAGGAAUGUAUGGAGCCUCCUCUGGGCACGCAGUCGGUGGGCAGACACAAAGGAUGCCCUGCAUACUGCACGUUCAGGGCUUUGUUGGGGCGCUCCUCUUCUCCAUGGAGACCCAGACUACUAUUGGCUACGGCUGGCGCUGUGUUACAGAGGAGUGUCCUCUGGCUGUGUUGACAGUGGUUAUACAGUCCAUUGUUGGUUGCAUCAUUGACUCCUUCAUGAUUGGCACCAUCAUGGCGAAGAUGGCACGGCCAAAGAAGAGGAACCAGACCCUGAUGUUCUCCAAAAACGCUGUCAUUGCUCUUCGCGAUGGCAAACUGUGUCUGAUGUGGCGGGUGGGCAACCUGCGGAGGAGCCACAUCGUGGAAGCUCAUGUCCGUGCGCAGCUCAUACGAUCAUAUGUCACAGCUGAGGGUGAGUUCAUCCCUUUGGAACAGAUGGACCUCAACGUGGGCUAUGAUGAAGGCACAGACAGGCUGUUUUUAGUGUCUCCACUGGUCAUAGUCCAUGAGAUAGACAAGGAUAGCCCCUUAUACACCGUGAGCCGAGCUGAUCUGGAAGCAGACGACUUUGAGAUCGUUGUGAUCUUGGAGGGGAUGGUGGAGGCCACAGCCAUGACCACACAGUUCCGUAGUUCUUACCUCGCAAGAGAAAUCUUCUGGGGUCACAGGUUUGAGCCGGUGAUCUACGAGGACCGGGACAGCUACAAGGUAGACUACGCGCGAUUCCACAAUACCUACGAGGUCACAUCAACGCCCCAUCUCAGCGCAAAAGAGCUCGAUGAAGCGGCAAGCCGAGAGUCCUCCACUGCAUCUCCGGCAUCAGCACAUAGGUCUACGCAAGAUUUGAUCCCGCGGUCUCUGACCGCCUUCUGCUACGAGAACGAGGUCGCGCUGAGCUGUGCGGAGGAGGAAGAGGAAGACAUAUUUGACUCCACACAGAUGGUAGGGAAGGACAGGGCAGAGGAGAGGAGGACUUCUGUUGACUUUCAAAGCAUGUUUCAUGACACAGCAACCAUAACCUCAGGCAGUCACAAUGUCAUGUGUGUUCUGGACAUGGACAAUAACCAGAUGGAGUUUGACAUCCUACAGACUGCGAUUCCUCUCGAUCCAGUCAGCUAUAAGAGUGAGCAAGAGGCCUAAAGAGUGGGAGCUUGGGUUAUUUGUCCAGAAAGUUGGAUGUCUGUUCAGCUUACAUCAGCAAGAACAAAAGCUGAAGCUCAUUUUGCCUUUCCAGUGCUUUCUUUCUUUCUUUUCUUUUUUUUAAAUUUAUUGUUAUUGUCUUUUCACAUAUUGUGUUAAAAUUUCAGCAGUAUAGUUUUUCCAAGACUGCAAUGCUUGGAGGGCCAUAAUGAUCAAGGAGACUGAUUCAGCAUGUGGACAAAAUAUCUCUGAUGAAUUUAACUGAGUUCAUCACCAAAUGAAAGCACAAGCAUGUUAAGACCAAGAAUUUAAAGUAUACUUUAGAAUGUGUGUGUGUUUCAAAGUUACCUUUGUAUAAAAUACUUUAUUUGAAAUGCAACUAAAAGAUUUUAGAAGAAAGCAACUGAUUUAGUUAAAAUUUCUCUGCAUUGUACUGAAAAGCUUACAAUUUCAGGGGGCAGUUCUGACUACAUCCCUGAAGCAACUUAGCCAUUUAAGCAGAUGGGUUUAUUUGCAUUUCUUAAAUCAGCAGUUCAGGUUGUUCUUCAGUGGAGUUGUGUGGAAUAAUUACGACCAGUCACAAUUUAACCUGGCGCAGCAGUCACAGCGAUCUGAGGAGCUCAGAUAUUCUCCUGUUAGAGUCAAGCUAACAGCAACUUAGAUAUUAGCCAACUGAAGCAAUGCUGCAUUAAAAUGACACACCAGCUCAGAAGGAUAUAAUACUUAGAUAUUCUUCAGUUUUGUUUUUAAAACUUUCUUGCAAAUUUGCAAAACUGAUUAUCCAUUUAGCCUCACAUCUGCCAACCCAGACCUCAACAUCCAUAAUGGCUGCCAUGCAUUUCUCACAAAGCAAUUAUUGCAGUAGUAAAAAGUCAAUUUUCUCUUUUGUCACUCUUGCAAUUUUUUCUCCAUAAGUCAUUUACCAUUCUUAGCGCUGUACAUAUUCUGCUGUUGAACGCUUUGCUGCAGUGUUUGUCAUUGCUUGUAUUGCUAAUAGUAGUUAGCUUCAGGUAGGAAUUAUUAUUAGAUUUACCUUGUAAAGCAUUAAAAUUAUCUUUGUAAUAUUUUGUAUGUGCACAAACUAUUGCUGUUUAUGCCUGAUCCUACAAACUCCUCUGACUGCUGUCUAGUGCAGGGAAGCUAAUGACUGCUGCUAGCUACUCCACGGUGCCCCACACAAAAACAAGUGAACAAACUUCACAUCUAACACAGCUUUUUUAUUGCCUGUUUUGAAUUUUCGCAAAAGACCCUGCAUUUCAAAUGUUCAGUGGUUAAAUUGACUUUUAUGUAAAAUAAAAUGUAAAUUAGAUUUCAGAUUAUAUGAAGACGAAAACAGAUUGAUUUGCUACAAUUGAAAAUAAUCAAAGUAGGAGUUUUUUUUUUUUUUGGUUGAUUAUUUGCUUGGUUGCAUAUUUAGUUGUGCUUUUCCAGCUUUGUUUCUAGCGAAAGUGCGAUGAGGGAAGUGGCUUUAAGUUGAAUCUGUACUGUUGCUGUUUGCCAAACGUCUGGAGUUUGGAGGGGAAAGGCGGAGGAGUGCCUCUGAUCCCAUAUGCAAGUAAUGUAGAGAACAGGGCAGUUUAAGUGUACUUGGUGUCUGUGACGGCAGGCAGGGUGAAAGGUCGCCGCGAGGCCCGAACAGGAAACAAAAGGGUUGAAGGCUGCUGGUACAGUCAUCGGACAUGUUCAGCAUGUCGCUGGAUUUGCACAGAGAGGAUUAAUUCAAGAGUAACUGAAUGUCAUGGGAAGUGCUUCGGUCUGAGUUGGUGCAAUGACUGUAUAAUAGAUGAUAUUACAGGAUGACAACUCCUCUUAAAGGGACAGGAUGAUGAGAGGUUUGGAUGCUAUAUGUGAUCUAAAUCUGAUUUUAGGGACUUUGUGUAUAAACGAUUGUUUGUUAAGGAUCAGAAGCCAUUCAUAUACAUAUACGUAACAAAAAAGCAAGAAAGCUGGUUUGCAUUUGAAAAUGUAAACAAGAACAAAAUUAUGAAAAAAAAAGAAAUAAUUAAAAGAAAGUUGGAAAAGAAAAACAAAACAUGAAAGAAGUUCAAUUUGACAUUUUAAUCAUUUCAGGAUGUCUUUACCAAGCAGCUCAUUAAACUACAAAAAUAUCUGAAAUUGAGUUUUCCCAUUUGUACGGAAGCCUGUAAAGGCCAGCAGUUACGUGGGGAAAAAAAAAAUUAGGACACCCUACAUGAAAGAACUGUUGGAAUAAUGUUCUAUGAGUAGAUGAGUGUGAAAUGAACUAUUUGAACACAAGCAGCGGACGUUAACCAGAUGUAGAAACUUCACACCAACUGUGAAGCACGGAGGUGGAAGAGUCAUGGUUUGGGGGUCGUUUGCAGCGGCAGGAUCGGGUCAUGCAGAAUCCACCAGGACUUCCACCGUGCAACAGGAACAUCUGUGAAAACACGAACGGAAAAACAGAAGAGUGGCAUAAAAAUGACCAAAAAUGAACCUUAACGAAAAGAGUCAAGACAGCAGAAAGUCAAAAACCAGACACUGAGAUUAUUAAAAUGCUGUGGACUAAGUAGCUUGUCAAGGUAGCUACAAAAAGACGGGGUGUCCUAACUUUUUCUUUCUCUAGAAAAUAUCAUUUGUUGACAUCUCUUCACUUUACCAGGUAAAUUCGUUAGAAUGUAUGCUGAUUUGUAAACAAUUCCCUGAAAAUGUACUAUACCCAAAAACUGCGUUCAAUCACUGUGGUUGUCCUAAGAUUCAAAUUACUUUCACUUUCUGUGUGAGACUUUUUUCUGCUUUAAAGGCAAAAACGUUGCUUUAAAUGAUCAAGUUUUUGUUCACACGUGCAGCAAGCAAAUGUAGCAUUGCCGCUUUACAAGAGACAGACUGUAAAUUGUAAUCUCAAAGAACUGAUUUGAAUCCUUUUCAAAAGUUUAACCACAUUUAUUUCCUUUUCUUUAUAGCAAUUAUAUGUCCUUGUAUUGAUUGAAGGAAAGUAUCAUCACCCAAAUCUGAGUAAAAGAUCUUAAUAGAAUAUAUUUUUUAUAAAAUAGCUGAAGUUUAAAUGUAAAAAUACAAGAAAAAACUUUAAGCAGAAGCAGAAACAUUUAUCCUUCAAUGGCACACUGCCAGUCAAAAGGUUUUUUUCUUUUUUAUAAAUGACAGAUCAAAAUUUAUCCGUCUGUACGCCUGUAUAUAUUUAUGUUAUCAUCCAUAUUUUUCUUACAUUGUUACAUUCUUCAUUGACUGGACAAGCAAAAGAAGAAACAGGUUUAUUUUUUUCCCCUCACCGCUUGUAUCACCCUCUUAUGGUGGCGCCCUGAGCGCUGAGCCAUAUCCCAUAAAUCAGAGCUACUUCUGAUGAUAUUCACAACUUGAUUUUAUGUUUAACUUUGUGCUUCCAUAAGAUGAACUCGGUCUAGAAAAAGAGAAAAAUGUAUGCUGUUUUGAGCUGUAUUACUUGACAUGUGCACAAUGGUACCAGGUUCUUCCCGAACCGUAAACCAAGCAGAUUCUUUCGUUACUCCUGUUAUUUCAUUUUCAGUCUCUUCUUGCAGAGAGCAUGGAGCACAACUGAAAGAAAAACGUAUUUUAUUAAUUUAUUUUAGGAACACCUGAAAUACAGAGCACUUUAAUUUUCCUUGUUCACCUUUGACGUUGUUAAUAAAUGUCUACGUUAUCCUAUCGCUUCGUUCUUUUUACAAAAAGUUUGGCUAAGAUAUUUAUGCUAUAUCCAACUCCAGCCACUAGAUGUCCCUGUGGUCGUUUUAACACUAAAAAAAAAAAAA